Molecule: messenger RNA, 3364 nt
Organism: Anopheles merus
Lineage: Eukaryota; Metazoa; Arthropoda; Insecta; Diptera; Culicidae
Exons: 5
Coding region: 1505-2638 (377 amino acids)
Source: RefSeq, a predicted model, not a curated record
GCACUCUGUGAAGGUGGAUGUCUCCAAUGAACUGUGAAAACAAUAUCGGUUUCGACACGAUACAGCUGUUGUGCGUGUGUGUGUUUAUCUGUUUGAUAAAAAAAUGAGCAUGUUAUCCUUUUUUAUGAUUUCUCCCCUCAAGGGGAUGUUUGGGGGAUGUUUGUGCACGAGGAAGAAAUAAGAGCGAGCGCGAGAGGAGAUACGCAUCGAUAGAGAGCAGUUUCUAUUGCCUAAGAGCGCAUGAUGGAGAGCAACGGCCAGUAUACGGUGAGAGUUGUUGUAGAAAAUGAAAAAGGAAACAAACCCCAGCCAGUAUGUGUUCCCGCCCCAGCCAAAGUGUCUGGGUCCGUUCCGUGUAGUACUGAGGUGAUAGUGUUGCCGUGCGAAAGUACCCUCAUCGGAGGAUAGAUAGACUGGGAAAAAUCUUUCAGCAGCUACUGCUGCCAGGUGGAAAAUUACCUUCCAUCGAAGGAUGAUGCUAGUGUGCCAUUUUUACUGCUCUCAGCAAAUUUGAGAACGGUAGUAGCUCAUACACCAGUGACCAUAUUGCUGCAAAAAGUGUUUUCCUACGCCGUGCCUAGAGCCGUGCAAACGGUUGCAUAUUAGGAGUUGGCGUAAAAGAGAAACGAUUCCGCCCUCAUCUUGGCUAGUGUGACCUAAGAACUUUGAUGCAUGGUGAAAAGUUAACGUGUUGAUGUGGAAUGAAGGUGGCGAGUUGUGGAAUAAUGGUGAAAUGCUGCCAUCAUUCCGUUGUUGGCACAGUGGAAGAUAUAAGUUAACCUCAGUUGUUAUAAGCUAAUAUAAAUUAGUUGAAAUCCGGUUCGUGUGCCACACUAUGCAGUUGGAAACACUCUAACAACCAUUCGGUUGUGUCUCUCUAAAAGGAAAAAUGAAAAAGGGUAAACUCUUCACACUCAUCUUGUUUGUGAAGAUAAAACUGGAGAGAGUGCGAAAUGACGCUUAAAAAAGAUGUAUUGUUUAGUGCACUAAUAAAACAAUUUAUAUGGAACGUAUUCGUGGUGCAAUUACCUCGUGAGAAAAUGGUAACCCGAACGUAGCGCCACUACGCCAAUAUUGCGGAUGCAUGUUUAACGCGUUGACUGUAUGUGUGUAUAUGGUAUGUGGUGAUAUGAGAUGGCCGUUAAAGGACAUUGCGAUGCUGUUGCUUCCCUCGACGCUUCUGUACGUCAAAUGAGAACAGUCGCGGGUGGUAGUGGUCUCACUGUUUCAAUCGGGCUAGGUGGAAAUGCAGAUUUCAGGUUAAAAAGUUAUCACCGUCAACAUUUUCAACGUUUUAUCAUCUGAAAGGCGUGCAUCACAACGAUCAAGACCAAUCGAAAUAAGUUAACAUGUGAUUCCUGCUCAACCGAAUAAGAUUAACGGACAAUCGAUCAACAACUACUAGACGGUGCCAUAUAUUGCUAGAUUGCAGAUGUCUGAUCUGCGUUGUUCUUGAAUUUAGAAGAGUGCAACACUUCAAUAGAAGCGGUGGCUGCGAGAGGAGAUGCAUUUUUGGAUUGAUAAACGAUCGCAAGCGUGUGGUUUCGGCAGAGCCCGAGUGGCAGCAUCUUUGUCCAGUGGUGGUGGUCUGGGCUUUGGCCACCCGCGACGUGUGCCCCGGAAAUCAAUGGUCACCCCAAUACAUCGGUUUCAAACGGUUGACUGCAGCCGGCCUCACUUUCAUCGCCAGCAGCAGUCGCAACAGCAGCAGCAUCAAUCGCAAACGAAUCCGUCUAUCCCAGGAGCCCAUCAUUCGUCCACACAAAACCAACAGUCGACAGCUCAUCAGCACCAGCAGCCACAGCUACAACAUCAGUCGCAAACAAAUCAACAGCAUCAUCAUCACCAUCCACAUCAUCCGCACCACAAUCAAGCUUCUGCGCAGCAGCAAUCGCAAGCGAGUAAUCUACAGCAGCAACAGGUACAUCAGGUGCAGCUACACAUCAGUGGUCAGUAUAAUCCCCAGAGCAGCAUUUUGCCAGCGCCAUCGCCUUAUCCACAGUCGAGUCCAAUUUUACAGCAGAGCUCUUCACCGAAUGCUCUGAACUACCACGUACCUGUGUCGAUGAACCAUAUAUAUAGUGCAUCAACACAAUCGUCUGGAGCUGAAAUCGAGGGAAUCAGCAAUGCUGGACAGCAAGCACAACCGCACGUGGGACACGAUGCACAACUGUUGCCGGCACACCUCAAAUGUGGUAUGUGGGCAUCGUUAGCUUUAGCCACUGUAUUUGUAGCUGGAGCAAAGUUUUAUUUCGACCAUCAGGGCACCGGCCUAGAAGUAUUAAUUUUCUGUGCAUUUUCGGCGACAUUCUUUUUGGCGGCUUGUACCGUGUCGCUCUGGAGACGUCCACGGGACAUCCAAAUCUCUGGCAACAAUGUGAUAUCGGAAACGAUUUCGAACGCAGAACAAAGCUCACUACAGAAUCCAGAGUUUCUGAGCAGCAAUCCUUCGCCCCUGCUUAAUGGUACUGCCGGAAGUGUGCCGCUGGGUGGAUUGGUCCCUGGAAAUAUCCAACAGGCUUCAUUAGCAAGCAUAGUCGCUCCACCGCCACCGUAUCAUAUAGCGAUUCUCCUGCCCGAUAACUCGAAGGAUGCGGAGGAAACUCCUCCCCCGUCCUACGAUAAAAUAAUUAUUUAAUGUUAAUCUUCGGGCAUCGGAGAUCCGCGUUGAAAGUGCCAUUGUGUAAUCCUUCAAUGUCUUUGGUGGUAUUCAAAAGGCAACUGAUUUAUUCAAUAUUCAGUGUACGUAAAACGUAGCUGGAAAUUAGUGGGAAAGACAGGUGCAAUAGUCAACUCGACGCGUGUAGUUAUUGCUUGUGUAGCAUUAGAGUACGGCUAUUUUUUACUUUUAAAAAUUAAAAGACAAUGAAGCGAAGCGAUAAAUAGGACAGCUGCGAUAAGUAGGAGAACGUUAGUGGCAUCACCAUUCAAAUCGUGACACAUGAUAAUUUCAUGGAAAAGCUAUUCAAAUAACGAUACUGAUUAUUUAUAAAUAUAGUUAUGUAUCAUAGGACGCAUUCAACAACUAGUUGUAAAAUUUUGCGAUUAUUCAAAGCCUAACAAUCGUAACGCUAGUAAGGGUACAGACAAAAAAUAAAGUAAAGAUGCUGAUAUUUUUGACACUAAUAACGUGGAACGCAGACACUUUGAGCAAAUUUCGAACAGUGCUCCGAUAUGUCUAGCUGUAGCGUGUAUUAUUUAAUAUAAUUACAAUUAUAUAGCAAACGGGAAACAAAAGUAUUAAGCGAUAUUCUCUUUAUUUAUACUGAAGAUUGAUCGUACCGUAUGUUUUAAUAAAACUUUACCGACGUAAACAGCGGUCGCUUAUGUUUUUUUUUCACAGCAAAUAUGAAACAAAUGGUGA